Crotalus tigris (Tiger rattlesnake) is the source of this 6317-nucleotide messenger RNA. It is a transcript of the gene FAM78B, whose product is annotated as family with sequence similarity 78 member B. The record is from RefSeq and is a predicted model, not a curated record. Lineage: Eukaryota; Metazoa; Chordata; Lepidosauria; Squamata; Viperidae. The transcript has 3 exons. Bases 293 to 670 code for a protein of 125 amino acids.
GCCAGCCCCUUCCCUUCCAGACACGCGCGCGGGCCCGCAAUUCCCCUGGCGCUGCCUCAGCCUGCACUGCUCAUAUAGGAGCUUAGAGGAAGGUGGGAGAGUGCAACUCGGGGGAGCCACGCGACCCCGGCCUAGGAACAGGUAGAAUCCUGCGCGCUGUGUGUGAUGUGUGCUAGCCUCCGGAUGCUGAAAUGAUCCUGAGCAGGAGGGGUGCUAGGGUGCUGGCUGAUCCUGAGGUCGGCCGGAUGCGGGGCCCCGGCUGGGGAGGCUAGGGGGCAGGUCCCGCCUGGCUAUGGGUUGCUUGCAGAGCGUGGCGUGCAAGGCGCGGGUGCGCAGAGAGAACAUCGUGGUAUACGACGUGUCGGCCUCCAUUGAGCCGGGAGCCACCGCCAUCGAGGAGACAUCGCCCAUCGUGCUGCGCUACCGAACGCCCUAUUUCCGCGCCGCCGCUCGCGUCCUCAUGCCACCUAUCUCGCGCCGUCACACCUGGGUGGUGGGUUGGAUCCAGGCCUGCAACCACAUGGAGUUCUACAACACCUACAGCAACCUGGGCAUGUCAAGCUGGGAACUUCCAGACUUGAGAGAAGGACGUGUAAAAGCCAUCAGUGACUCUGAUGGAGUGAGCUAUCCCUGGUUGAACAACUUGUGGAAGAGAACAGAGGCAAAAUAGGAACAAAUAGUUGUCAGACACAAGAAAUAAGGAAGCAAGUCAGUUCAAAUGAUUGCAGGUUUAUUACAUGCUAAUAUGCUACAAGUUCUGCAUUCUCUAGAGUAGAAAAAGACUCACAACCAAAAAGGAUUAUGUAGGACAUCAAAUCCAACUCUCUGAUCGGUGUAAAUUAAAUAAUCCUCAGAUGGUAGCAGUCCAGCCUUUGUUAAACACAUCAGGUGAGUGAGAAGAAAUACUUCUGUCAAUAUUUCAUGAUACAGAUAAGUUACACCCAUUUAUUUUCUUGUCUCUAAUUUAGCAGGAGAAAAUUUAAAUUGUUUUUAGUAACCCUUACAAAUAUGGCUUGUUUUGGAUUGAAUGUUUGAUUCUCUAUUGCACUUUUCACCAAUUAUAAGAUUAAAUUUCUUAUACAUUCUUUAAGUCUUAUCUUAUUAAAGAACUUCCUAAGCAGCCAGGCUAAAUCCUUUAGAUAUUCCAUUUUCUCCUUAUUUGUAAAGGUUUUUAUUUAUUUAUUUAUUUGUAUCCCACCUUUAAUUCAAGAUGGUGAAUAUAUCCCACAAACCUUCCAUCUAUUUUCCCCACAACAACCCUGUGAGGUGGGUUGAGAUGAGAUAGAAUGACUGCUCCAAAAUCACCCAGCUAGCUUUCAUGACAGGACGUGAACUCAGGUCUCCCACUUUCUAGCCUGAUUUCUUAACCAAUAGACCAAACAGUCUCCCUUUUAUCCCUUUAUUCCUUCAGUUUUCAGAAUCAUUCAUCUUGUUUGUACUCCUUUCCUCCUUCCCUCAAAAUGUCUAAUUAUAAGAUUUUUUUGAUUUUUUUCUGAAGUUUUGAUAGCAAUUUUCCUAAAUUUCAGAAAGUUUACACUAAUUUCAGUUUUCUAACUAUAACAGCUUUCAAAAUCAGUUACCUUCCUCCAACAUUACUGUUAUUUUUACAUCAGCAUAUAGUUCUUCCCUACUUAUCAAAAUUAAUCCCUAGAAGAGCCGGUCCCUUUAUCCUUUUUUCCAUUUUCUGAUAAAUUAAAUCAUACAUUUAAUAUAUAAUGACAAAUAUAUUCCUUUUACCCACAUUUCUAACCUUAUUUGCCUGCCUAACAGGAUAAGUAGAGAAUCACAGAACUGGAAGGUUCAUUGUAGUCAAUCUCUUACAUAGUACACACAUCCAAAUUAGAUUCCCAGACAGUCUGGCCUCUGCCUAAACAUAUCCUUAUUGAAAUUGUUUCUACUUGUUUUCUGAAUAAUUGGUCCCAUUCUUCAAUUGCCCUAUUAGGAUUUUUUUUUAGUACUCAAUCAGAAUUUGCCAUAUUCCUUAAAUUAAACUCACAACUUUGUGUUCUGUAUUCUAGGAUGAUAGAAAGACUUAAGCUUCAUCUGCGUGGAAUUCUUUCAGAGUAUUUGAAGAUUGCUAUUAUAUCGAUUCUGUAAAUCAUACUUUGAUUGAUGCAGUUUAAUAUUGCAUUUGCCUUGAUAGCAGGUAUAUCACUCUGUUGAUUCAUAUUCUGUAAACUACUAUCUCAAGAUUUCUCCCACAAGUGCUGUUAUUAAGUCAAGUUUCCCCUAUCCUUUAUCUCUGCAUUUCCUAACAGGUUGCCUUCAGAAGUGGGUGCUUCAUCACUGGAGGUUUUUAAGAAGAGACUGGACAAUCACUUACUGUAUCUGAAAUGGCAUAGGGUCUCCUUAAGCAGGGGUUUGAACUAGGAGACCUCCAAGAUCCCUUCCAGCUCUAUUCUGGUUUAUUGAUAUUUUAAGUUCAAACCUCAGCAACUAAUGGUCUGCCCAUAGCAAAUCUAUCUUCUGUGACCACCAUAUUACUACUCCCUAAGACAACUUGGUCCAUAUGUAUGUGCAUUGCUUUUUGUUUUCUAAAUGAAGAACUUCACAUUUGCCCCAAAUAUAUUUCAUUCUGUUACUUUCACCCAAUUCUCUACUGAAACUAUUUUGAAAGUUGUUUACAAUAUUGAAUAUCCCUUGUGUCAUCUUGGAUUUGAUAAGCAUUUGUUGUACAAUCUUGACUUUAAUAAAAAUGUGAGAAGUUAGGGCCCAGGAAGGAACUUUGUAGUAUUCUGCUCAGUCUCAUAGCUUUAUAAACCAGAUUCCUUAUAAACCUUCCUAGAAUCUUCUCAAGUACUGAUUUCAGAGUGACUCAAGUUCUCCAACUCCUCUCUUUUCCACAAUACAAUUAACACUGGGUUUCCUCCAGUCAUCAGGUUCUUCAUACUUUCUCCAGAAUUUCUCAAAAAUAAUAUGCAUAAACGUUUUGAUCAGGCUAUCAGAAACUUCCUUCAGAACCUUAGAAUUUAAUCCUAGUCCUGGAGUUUACUCAAAGAAAAUAGAAACGUAGUCAGCAAAUACCUAUAGCUUUUAAAAUUUAAUUUUGCUUUAUUCUGUUGUUGUUGAACACCUACCUUUCUGUAAAAGAAACCAAAAUCAAAGCAGAAAGAGAUUUUUGUUAUUUAUUAGCAUUUUUCCUCAUGACUGAGAAACCAAUAUGAUUCUUGUCUCUUAAUCUGAACAUUUAAUUCCUUUGUAAACCUCAGUUCAUUUUAGCUUUGCUGGCACCUCUAGAAUUCCAGUCCAUCUGCCUAUAGAAGUAGUCCUCGAUUUAGAACUAUUAAGAACAGUUUGAAGUUAUGAGGGCUUCAGAAAAAGUGGCUUGCUGCUUAUCCUCAAAGUUACCACCAACCUCCCCUAUGGCCAUGUGAUCACAAUUUGGAUGCUUGGCCAUCUACUUGCAUUUGCAACAGUUGUAGCAUCUUGUGGUCAUGUGAUUGUGAUUUGCAACUUUCUGGCUUCUGACAAGCAAAGUCAAUGAGGAAGUCAGAUUCCUUCAAUGACCACGUGAUUCACUUAAUAACUUUGGUAAUUUGCUUAAUGACAGUGUUAAAAAUCAUAAAUUUGGAUCCAGUCACAUGAUGAUUUAUUAACUGCAUCAUGUAGCAACUGAAAUUCUGGUCCCAGUUGUGGUCGUAAGUCAAAGACUAUAUUUUCUUGGUGUCUAAACCCCAGGUAACUUUUUUUUCAUAUUUUAUAUUGUUAGAAGAAUGUUUUUUUUUUGUAACUACAGAGUCAAGGUUGACACAGCCUUCCAUCAUUCCAAAGUUGGUAAAAUGAGGACCCAGAUUGUUGGGGGCAGUAUGUUGAUUCUGUAAAGCACUCUGGAGCAUUAUAUAAGUCUAGGUGCUAUUGCUAUGUUACUAGUCUCCAUUCCCCCCUGCUCCCAAUUAUUUUUUGCAAUUGUGUUUUGAGGUUCUCGUUUUUAGGAGAAUCAUCUUGUGCUUAAUUUCCCAUUAGUUUUCUCAGCUGUGGGAACCUGUUCAUAAUUACUGCGUUUAUUCAUAUGUACUUUCUUGAAAUUCAAGAUACAUGCUUGACUACACUCAGCUUUAAUUUUCUUUAUAGUUUAGUUUCCCUUUACUUACCCCAAUCCCCUUAAGUUUCCCUUCACUUACUCCUGCUUUUUCUACUUCAUCACUUAAAUCUUCUGUACUGGUUAAUGUUGCAUAGCAUAGGGGUGAAUUAUGAAUUAUGUCUUUUCUGUAUCAGUGCCUGCCUUGUAGAACAUCAUUCCCCUGAAAAUAUGGAUGUCACCAACUCUUACUAGCCUUUUUAAAGCUCUGAACACCUGUCUUUGUUGCAUGUUUAUAAUUGAAAAGUGUCAUUUUCCUAGGGCAGUGAGGAUAUUCCUGGCAGAACUAUUCCUUUGUCUCAGAUUUUAUGUCAGGAUAACUAAAGUCCACAACUACUUCAUUCUUUUUUGAACUUACAUUUGGAAGGCACUUCUCUUUGGUUGGGCAGGCGAUAAAUGAACACCAAAAACUAUUGCUUUUAUUUGUAUUUCCAUUUAUUUUAACAGUUCUGUUAAAUUCAUUCACUUGGUUUUCUGUACACACCUGAAAACUUUUAAUAUACAGUACAAUCCUCUCUCUUUCUAUUACUUUUGAUCCUUUUGAAUAAAAUGUUGUAAACAUGGAUGUCAUCCCACCAGAUUAGAGUAUCUCUUUUUCUACCAAAAGGUUGAAAAUCUAUGUCUUUUGUGUGACUAUAAAACCUGUUUCUCAUUUCUGGCAGUGCAAAAUAACUUCUGCCUCAUUUGCUUAUUGUUGUCAUUCUUGUACAUUGAUCUUGAUUGUCUUGUUAUACUAAAUUGCUUCUUCUACUAUCAGCCAUUACAAUUUCCUUUAUUGGAUUAACAAAUCUUUGUCAUCAGGUGAGGUGCAUUCACUUGCUGCUCUGAUCCUUUAACUUUUUUUCAAGUGUUUCCUAUACAGAUAGUUCUUGACUUACAACCAUUUGUUUAGUGACUAUUUAAAGUUACAAUAGCACUGUAAGAAGUGACUUGUGACCAGUUUUCACACUUGCAACUAUUGCAGCAUUUCCAUGGUCAUGUGAUUCAAAUCUGGGAGGUUGACAACUGGCAUGUAUUUAUGAGAGUUGUACUGUCCAGGGGUCAUGUGAACACCAUUAAUAAUCUUCUAGCUGACUUCCAACAAAGUCAGUGGGGGAAGCCAGAUUUGCUUAACAAUUGCAUGAUUCACUUAAAAACUGCAGUGAUUUGUUUAACAACUGUGGUAAAAAGGGAGCAUAACUCACUUAAUAACUAUCUUACUUAGUGAUGGAAAUUUGGGGGUCAAUUUGUGGUCAUAAGUAGAAGACUACCUGUAAUCUCUUUAUUCAGCAGGAUAAAGGAGAACUCCUUUGAGAAAUAGUUACUCAGGAAGGAAAUAGUCACUCAGUUCUCUCAACAGGCAGUAGGAAACUUUGAGGACAAAUUUUCUAGCAAUCAGCACCUAUUCAGGAAAUGAGCUUGAGAGUCUUUACAACUGACUACACACUGUCCAUCCAAUUACAACUUACCUGAACCCUUCCUUCUUUUCCAUAACAUUACUUUUGUUAAAGUACACUACCAAAUCCCUGCUCUCUGUCUCUAUUCAUCUCCUUUGGCACAUUUUGUUGAAUCAUACUUUUAACUUAUGGUUUGGAUUCACUAACCUGCUCACCUCGAUGGCAGAUUUUGUCAUCCUAACUUUUAUUUUAGUCAAAUAAGCUGAAGUUUCAAGUGACUGUGUCCUCAGAAAAAUAUAUUGCACUAGUGUACAGAAUGAAAAUCCAUAAUUUUGUUCCAUAUGUAGAAUUGUGUUUAAAGUUCUUCCAAAGCUUGAUUUCCUUUUGCAUACGCCUAUCACAUCUAUGCCUCUGCAGCACAAGUUCUAGCCUCCAGCAGAGAAGUUAUUUGGGAUUUUCUUUCCAAAUACUUCCAUUGUAGGAGAAAAAUAAGUAAAUAGUUUCUGAGCAGCUUUGCACAUGGGGUCAGUAGAUAGCACCUCUGGAGUUUGACUUUCAAAUUAGAACCUACACUCCAUCAUUGUCUCUUGUCUCUGUAUUUACAUAGAAAAGCAGCCCUGCCAAGCCAUAAUUUAUGUAAUUUCAUAUCCAAUUCUGUAUUUGUGUUAUAUCAGGAAAUGAACACUCAUUGUGCUCUGGAUUGUAACAUAAACAGAUUUAAAUUGGGGUUGCAUUUAUUCUAUUUGAUUAUUUCUUUACAUUUAAUCUUUUUCAUUUGCACUGAGGGCUUCCUUGAUCCCAGGAAGCCCUCAGGACCAACAGGAGAAAGCUGCUGUCUGCCGGAGAGGAAAGCAUCUAACAAU